Molecule: messenger RNA, 2148 nt
Organism: Alnus glutinosa
Lineage: Eukaryota; Viridiplantae; Streptophyta; Magnoliopsida; Fagales; Betulaceae
Product: protein IQ-DOMAIN 17-like
Exons: 5
Coding region: 457-1980 (507 amino acids)
Molecular function (GO): protein binding
Source: RefSeq, a predicted model, not a curated record
CCCUACUUGUUUUUACAGAAACAUAAAGAGCAAAAGCUUCAAAAGCCCCCCCUCUCUUCUGCUCCUGCUUUCAUCAGUCUCGAGAGUAAUCUCUCUCUCUCUCUCUCUCUCUCUCUCUCUCUCUCUCUUGUUGUCUCUUACUGUCUGACAUAAAACUCCAGACAGUGUUUACCAUGCCACAAAAAAACACUGAUUUCUUUUAGCAUUAUAUACUCUGCAAAUGUUGCCGUUACAUUUUAUAUAAUGGAGGUGGAUCUGCUCCCACAUACAUGGGCUAUCAAAACCAACUUGGAGACUGCAUGAUUUGUUCUUUUCCCCCUCAUUCAUAUCUCUCUGCCUUGUGCAUUUAAAGAUGCCAACUACUCAUCAAAUACAGGAGCUAGCUCCUUUGAAGUAAAGAAAAUCACCAGUCUUAUUACAAGUUGGUUUUGCCUUAGAUGUAGCAAGAGUUUUUUCAUGGGGAAGACUGGGGGAAGCUCGUGGCUGACUGUCGUUAAAAGGGCUUUCAGGUCUCCUACUAAGGAGAAUGAGAAGAGAAGCAGUAGAAGGAGAGAAGAAAAUGAACAGGAGGAAGAAGAAAAGAGAGGGAAGCGAAGAUGGAUUUUCCGGAAGCCUUCGAAUCAGGAAACGAUUGUAGAACACUGCAAAGGAAGGACCAUAACCGCCACAGCUAAUAUGAAAGCAACCGAUCCUGUUUUUGAGGCUGCUGAUGCUGAGCAAAGACAUGCCAUUGCAGUAGCCAUGGCAACCGCAGCUGCUGCUCAUGCGGCAGUAGCAACCGCCCAAGCAGCUGUAGAGGUUGUUCGGCUCACCAGGCCUCCCAUCUUUGGGAGAGAACACUAUGCUGCUGUUGUCAUUCAGACUGCCUUCAGAGGCUAUCUGGCAAGGAGAGCUCUUCGGGCACUUAAGGGGCUGGUAAAGCUGCAGGCCUUGGUAAGAGGUCAUAACGUUCGAAAGCGAGCAAAUAUGACUCUUAGAUGCAUGCAGGCUGUGGUUCGAGUGCAAGCUCGGGUAUGUGAACAGCGUAAGAAGAGGCUUUCAAACGAAGGAAGCGUAGGUUCCUCCAUUAGUGAACAGAACAGCUUAUGGGGAUCACAUUUUGCUGAAAUCAAGUCCAUGUUUUCUUUGCAGUCUAAAGAUGAAAGUGGCAUUGCUGAUGAAUGGAUCCAUUGGGAUGACCACCCACAAACAAUAGAGGACAUUCAAGCCAUGUUACAGAGAGCAAAGGAAGCUGCCUUGAAAAGGGAAAAUGCCCUGGCUCAUGCCUUCUCUCAUCAGAUGUGGAGAACUGGUAGGGACCCAAUUGCAAGUGAAGAAGAGCUAGAAGAGAUGCCUAAAUGGCUUGAUCAGUCGUCAACAAGGAAGCAGUGGGAGAGCAAAGGCAGAGUUUCUUGUGAUCAAAGAGAACCCAUAAAAACAGUUGAGAUCGACACCUAUAGACCUUACGCCUACUCACAAAGAUCACAUCAUCAACAUCACUGCUACCAACCUUACAGACCCAGUUCAUUUUCUGUGGCCUCUCCUGUCCAUAGAACACAAAACAAUCUCACCCUCCAUUCACCAAUCACACCAUCACCGUACAGGACAAGGCAUCUCCAAGUGCAUUCUGCCAGUCCUCGAUGCUUAAGAGAAGAGAGGGACCAUCCAGUGCAGGAGAGGGCAACGGCAAUGCCAAACUACAUGGCUGCCACUGCAUCUGCCAAGGCUAGGUUUCGGUCACAAAGUGCACCAAGGCAGAGGCCUUCAACCCCAGAAAGAGAAAAAACAGGGUCGGCAAAAAAACGCCUAUCAUUCCCAGCUCCUGACCCAUGUGGUGGCACUUCUGAUUACAAUGCAAAGAGUCCAAGCUAUAAGAACAUUCAUGGAGGCCAUCUUGGAAUGGAGCAUAGGUCGUCAAACAUGUCAUCUUGUUGCACAGACAGCCUUGGCGAUGAAAUAUCUCCCCCUUUAACCAAUGAUCUUAGGAGUUUCUUGACGUGAGCAAAUUCUGUAAAUGAAACAGAUGGUCAACAAUGAUGAUGAUGUGAAGCCGGAGCAUGUAGCAUGUUGAAUGGGAAUGUAUGUGUCCUUGGACACAUAAAAAUCAUAGUAGUCAUUAAUGGAGUUCAUCAGACAUUCUCCUUACUCUUUCUUAAAGGGAAAAUUGAA